UUCAGCACACAUUUAAUCACUUUUUUGACGGGCUUGUCAAAUUCUUACUCUGUCUUACACACUCUCUCACACACAGAUAACCUCUUCGUCUUCCCCUCCAAAUCCAAUUGUUUAGGGUUUGAUCUUGUAGGCAAGGAGGGUGAGAAGAAGCAUUCAAAAUUGGUGAUGGAGUCUUCUUCUUCUUCUUCUUGUGAACUCAAUUUUACCUUCGCUUUCAACGAUGUGCAUUACUCCGAUAAGCUUCUCCGUAUUGAGAUCAUUCCCGACCCGGUUUGUGCUUCAUCUCAACCCAAAUCAGAUCAUUACUCCGACAGGGUUCGCCGCCACCGUAAGCGGAAAGGCCGCCGAAACUUCAUCAUCAACUCUGCUCGCCACCGUAAGAGGAAACUCCAAAAAGUUUUGAAGGGGAAUCAACCUGAUAUGGAUGAUGGUAAGCGGAAACGCCGCCAAAACUUCAUCAUCAACUCUGCUCGCCACCGUAAGAGGAAACGCCAAAACGUUUUGAAUGGGAAUCAACCUGAUAUGGAUGAUGGUCAGCGGAAACGCCGCCAAAACUUCAUCAUCAACUCUGCUCGCCACCGUAAGAGGAAACGCCAAAAAGUUUUGAAUGGGAAUAAACCUGAUGAUGAGACUUGUGUAAUCCCUUCUUCUGGCGAUGAAGUUGCAAACAUCAGUGAUUCAAAUUGCUCUGCAGCUACCGUUGUUCGAGUUAAAACACUGCAUAUCAGUUCUCCUAUACUAGCUGCUAAGAGCCCUUUCUUUUUUAAGCUUUUCUCAAAUGGGAUGAGCGAGACAAAGCAAAGACAUAAGACAAAGCAAAGACAUAUCUCCCUCAGGAUUUAUGCAUCUGAAGAAACUGCUUUCAUGGAGCUACUGCAAUUUAUGUAUAGCAAUACCUUGAAUAUUACGACAGCACCUGCUUUGCUGGAUGUGCUUAUGGCUGCUGAAAAAUUUGAAGUGUCUUCAUGCAUGAGAUACUUGAUAAAUUCGCCUAUGACACCUUACUCUGCAUCACUCUACCUGGAGCUUCCUCGCACCGUUGAUGCAGUUCUACCGCUGAUUGAUGCGGCAAAGCAGUAUCUUGUGGGUCGAUACAAGAAUAUAACCAUGGAAAGCUUUCAAGAAGAGCUUAUGGCCUUGCCUCUUUCUGGAAUAGUGGAAAUCUUGGCUAGUGAUGAUCUCCAGGUUGAAUCAGAAGAUAUUGUAUAUGACUUUGCAUUAAAUUGGGUUAGACAAAAGUACAAAUGCCAGGAAGAAAGGAGAAAAGUUAUUCAUACAGAGCUUGCGCUUUUAAUUCGCUACCCUUAUAUGACACGCCAAAAGCGUAAGGACCUUAUAAUUGACUUUGAAAAAGAGGGUGUAUUUAAGCUUUUACUCCAAAAACUAGAGAAUCACUUUUGCAUACUGUCAGCGGGAAAGCACUUUCCCCUGAACCGUUGUUGUGUGCCAAGGGCAUAUAAGGGUGUGAUGCACAUGAGUUUGACACGAGAAGAUUGGGUCACCAUGUUCCCAACUGGCAAUUUGUUUUCUGAGGCCUUCCCUUUUGGUGGACGAAUGUUUGUUCUAUUAGCAUCAUGCUCCGAGGCGAAACAUGAUUCUUCCGAUGGCUUUGGGUUAGCGGUGGGAAUGAGGAAAGGCUGCAAAGGGGGAAGCAUUGAUGCAGACUUUGAACUUGCUGUAAUGUUGAGGCCAACAAAGAAGUUUGCAACCAUGUACACUUCCAAUUUCACAUUUAGCCCAGGGAACCUUUGGGGCUCUCAACACCUCUUUAAUGUUCCGUGGACUUCGUUCAUUGCUGAGGACAGUCCAUUCUUCAUCGGAGGUUCUCUCCACCUUAGGGCCGAGCUCACAAUUAGCCGAGCUGAUAAUUAGACAUUGAUCUUAACUACAAGUUACAAGGCCCAUGCAUUGAUAAAUGGUGGUUUUAAUUUAUUAUGUAAACAUUUGAAAAAUAAUUAUUAUUUAAAAUAUGAGAUAUAUUAGGAUGAUUUUUGUACGAACAACUAUAAUUAUUUGUCCAUUAUAUGGAGGUGAUGGCAUUGAAUCAAA
Messenger RNA from Lotus japonicus, 2049 nucleotides. RefSeq names its product BTB/POZ domain-containing protein POB1-like. Gene Ontology annotation, cellular component: nucleus. Gene Ontology annotation, molecular function: protein binding. Gene Ontology annotation, biological process: response to red light. The record is from RefSeq and is a predicted model, not a curated record. The transcript is spliced from 8 exons. Bases 166 to 1872 code for a protein of 568 amino acids. Lineage: Eukaryota; Viridiplantae; Streptophyta; Magnoliopsida; Fabales; Fabaceae.